CUUGGCUGACACCUCAGAGACCAGGUUUUAGAGGACUUAUUAUAUCCUUUAGAUCCACAUUGGGCUAAAAUCUGAAUAAUUUCCCUUUUUAUUCUUUAUCAUUUGUCUUCUUUCCUUCCUCUCUGUCUCCUCCUCUCUUUGAGGCAGGGUCUCUUGUAGACCAGCCUGACCUAGAAAUGACUAUGUACCUGAGUACUGAGACAGUGUCCCUAGGGAGAGACAUGAUUGCUGUGGGGUGUUCUGUAUGGCAAAUGUGUUGCUGAUUAGUCAAUAAAUAAAUCACUGAUUGGCCAGUGGCCAGGCAGGAAGUGUAGGCGGGACAAGGAGGAGAAUAAAGCUGGGAAGUGGAAAGCUGAGUCAGAGAGACACUGCCAGUCGCCACGAUGACAAACAGCAUGUGAAGAUGCCGGUAAGCCACGAGCCAUGUGGCAAGGUAUAGAUGAAUAGAAAUGGAUUAAUUUAAGCUGUAAGAACAGUUAGCAAGAAGCCUGCCACGGCCAUACAGUUUAUAACCAAUAUAAGUCUCUGUGUUUACUUGGUCGGGUCUGAGUGGCUGUGGGACUGGCAGGUGAGAGAGAUUUGUCCUGACUGUGGGCCAGGCGGGAAAACUUAAGCUACACAUGAUCAAACCUCUAUUUGUCCCAGGUAGGAACUGAUGACAGUAAGCAUAUGUAUCUUCUAAGUCCAACUUGGUGAACCAUGAGUUUUAUUCAGGUUACUUACAGGAGUAUGGGUGAGUGUCUAUGCUGCAAGCUGUAAAAAUAUAUGAAGUGGGAUUUCAGCUGAUUAUGACAAGCUAAUGCCUGGAAGAAGCCAAGGGCCUUCCAGAGGUCAAGGAGCCUUGUUGAUAUUUGGCUUUUGAUUAUCAGCUGUUUCCUACUAUGAGUUUCUUGUGUGCUAUUAUAGCUUGUCCAUCAUUCAUUGGGCACAAUCUCCCCUCUACUAAAGGAAUAUUUAGAUAACCUUCUGAGUAGUAUCGCAGCCAGGAUCCCUAAUUUCAGGCCUUUCUGUAAUUAUUGUUUUAGCAGCAUCUGGCCAGGACCAUACCCAGAGGGAUGAUGAAAGGAUCUUAUCAGAGAUCUCUCUGUACUCUCUAGAACAGACUUAAGCAUCAGACUAUCUGUUUGAGAAGGCCUGGCGGAUGUGCUAAUUAAACUUAACCUUCUCCUUUCCAAAGUCUUAUCUCUAGUUUUUUUAUCCCAGAGGAAUAAAGUAGAUGGACAAAGAGCUCGGUGUACUUAGAUUCUUUUCCCGAAAAUAAUUCUCGCCGUUCAUGGUUUCUCUUCUGGGCCCCUGGGGAGAAUAUUAUUAAGGCUGGUCCUAUAAUACUAUUUGAGAUGUCUACUCAGAUACAGCUGCAUCACCAAAAGCUACCCCAGUAUGAGUGCCAGCUUAUGGAACCUGGGGCUUGCUGCACAGCCUUCAGGCAGCUGAACAGGUUGGAGGGGCUUUCUUCCAGCCAGUUCAGCUUAUCUGAGAGUAUCUCUCAAGCAGUCCUGACUGCUUAAAUACGCAUGGGGAAGGAGGAACCUCGUAUAUCUGCUCAAUGUCAGGACUUCCUGAAGUCUUUGCGUUGUUUACCUCCUGAGCUUAAGGAGCUUCCCUGCAGAACAUCCUAUGUCUUUUAAGGGGUUUCCAUCUAAGAUGGAAGGUUUUAUGUCAGAGGAAAUUGCUACAGAACACUCCUCCCCUUCCUUGGACUCUUAAAUCCUUUCUGCCUCCUUUCCUAAUGGUCCCUGAGCCUUAGAGAAGUUACACAGAAGUCUGACUGUGGUCAACUAACCCUAGUGGGAUACUGAUGUCUUUUUAUGCAUCCCCAUCUUACAGAGCAUAACUGGUGACAAGUCUUGGCAGUAUUUCUUUUGCUAUAAAACACCAGUGAGGAAAAGACAGAAAAUGACCUAUAGGCAUAAAUACAGAUGUUGGGAAGCAGCUUAGCUGGGACAUCAUACUAAUUUACCAAAGCAAUAGGUGUUGAUUUUCCACAGGGGCCUAUGACGUCUCUGGCCAUAGGUUUUUGUCUAAGGCCCAUAUUAGAUGUGACUUUUCCUUUUUGGAGACUUUGCUUAAGUCCAAUCAGAAAAUUUGUUUUAUUCACGGCUGCUUAUGCCUCUCCUGCACUAGCUGACACAGCUUGUCUGGCCCUUCCAUCAUGAAGCAUGCAGAAUCCACAGCUGAGUGGGACAUUUCGGCCAUGAUCCUCCCCAGCAACCUCGGUUGCACUUUCUGGUACUACAAGAGCUAGACCACUGGUAAGGGACCUUUUGGCUCAGUCCUAGACUUAUUUUUCCAAGUUCUGUAACCAACACACGAGACAUCACUAACAGGGUCUUACCAUUCAGUUUUGGAAUGUUGCUGACAGCAAUGGGAACAGCCCUGUUGUCCCGGAGGCUUCUCUGGCCUCCCUGCCAGCAACUCCUAUGGAGGUAAUCCACCCCUAGCACCAGGGGUUUAUGUUUAUUUUAUUUUAUUUUUUUUUAAGAUUUAUUUAUUUAUUAUGUAGACAGCAUGUAUGACAGCAGUCCAGAAGAGGGCACCAGAUCUCACUACAGAUGGCUGUGAGCCACCAUGUGGUUGCUGGGAAUUGAACUCAGGACCUCUGGAAGAGCAGCCCGUGCUCUUAACCUCUGAGCUAUCUCUCCAGCCCCCAAUGUUUAGUUUUGAUAGGGUUUCAUGGUUAGCCCCAUGACCUGGACCUCAGAGAUCCACCUGCCUCUACCUCCCGAUUAAAGGCACAUGCCAUCACACCUGGCCUUGUCCCUGCUUUUUAUUUUUUUUUUUCCUCUUUUGAGUUAGCGUCUCUCUGCAUAAUCCUGGCUGUCCUAGAACUCACUAUGAAAACCAGGCUGGCCUCAAACUCAGAGCUGCUUUCGAGUGUUUGGAUUAAAGGUGAGCACUAGGGCUAGAGAGAUGUCUCAGUGGUUAAGAGCAAUGACUGCUCUUUCAGAGGACUCAGGUUCAAUUCCCAGCACCCACAUGGCAGUUUACAACUGUCUAUAACUGGGAUCCAACACUCUCACACAAACUAGCAUACAGGCAAAACACCAAUGCACAUUAAAAAAAGAAAAAAAAAAAAAGCCUAGCACCAUCAUGUCCAGUAUUUUUUAAGAAUAUUUUUUAAAAUUUAUUUGAUGUGCAUUGGUGUUUUGCCAUGGUUGUCAGGUCCCCUGAAACUGGAGUGGGUGCUGGGAAUUGAACCUGGGUCUUCUGGAAAAGCAAUCAGUGCUCUUAACCGCUGAGCCAUCUCUCCAGCCCUGUCCUCUGCUUUUUGGUUUUAGAAGCUGCUUGGAGGGAAACUGAGAGAUAAGCUGUGUGGAAUAUCUGCGAAGCAUCUCUCAUUCAGUCACUUGUAUCUAUUUUCCAUCUCUGUUCCCACAGCUCUGGUUCCACCUUGUACAGAGCUGGUUAAUUCAGUGUGCAUGUGAGAAGCAACCUCAGUACCGGAGUGCUCCCAGAGGCCUGCGUGUAGAGUUCUGUGAUCUGCGUGUGUGGGGGUGGGUGCACACAUUGUUAAAUUAGGUCUGUGUACUGUGUGUAGUCUUGGCAUCCUUGUGUGUGAUAUACAAGUGUACAUGCUGUGUUUGAAGAUGUAAAGAGUGUGUACUGGGAUGAAGUUACCGUGAACGUAGGCCACCUUACUGACUAAACAGGAGAAUUAGCUGUAUGGGGCCCAGAACCAAGUGGCCUAUGGGACUGGAGGAAACCUGAAGGGGGGAGCUUGAGUGGAUGGUCUAGUGGUCUGGGAGUGUGGGGAGGUACCAUACACAGUGAAGGAGAGCCAUCGUGUCAUCAAGGAGAACCAAAUCCAGGACACCCGCAAUCCGCGUUCAAGACUACUCUCUGAACUGUCAGGGGCGGACCUUGUGGAUGUCCCGGCCUCGCCUUGGAUGGCGGGUCGGGUCCCCAAGUGCAAAGGCUCUGGAGACUGAGCGGGGCGGGGCCAGUACCUGCUGGGGGCGGGGUUUCUGUCGGGUUUUUCUAGAAGUAGGGGCCAGCGAGAGCCACUGAGUGCUGGGUCUGUAAUGUAAAGGCAAAAGCAGGUACUGGCGUUAAGGGCGUGACGAAAGGGACCUGGAAGGAGCUGGAAAUCCCGGAUGAAGAACACGACUGACGCUUAGACCCGGGCUGGAAGACGGGGAGGGGGGAGGCGGGCUGGGGGUUGGGUAAGCAUGAGGCGGAGCUAGGGGCUGGACUGGAGUUUACAGCUGGGCCGAGGGCUCCACCACGCUGAGGUUCAAGGUUGAACUCUACGAGGUAGAGUCCUGUGGAAGAACUGGGCUGACAACGAUGUGGGUCAGGACGACACUAACGAUUAAAAGAUGGACUGAGGAAAAGCCUGGCUGCAAAACUGACAUUUGGGACAAGAGCGAGAGCACCGAUAUAAGCAGGUUGCCCAGCUGGAGGAGAGGACAUCUGGCUAGUGUGGAGUCCAGCAGUGAUGUGUCUUCCCUCUCCUCUGAAGGUGAACUCCAGGAGCCUGCCAGGUGCUGCUGGAAACGCCAGCAGUGUGCUGGACAUACCAUCCACCCCUUCUUGGACUGUGGCCACCACAACCGGCACAUGCACGCUGUCAGCCACUGCGACUGUGAAUCUAGGCUGAAGGACUGCUCAGGGAAGACAAAUAGUAGCAGAUCCCGAGAUGUAGGCCCGACCUGCUCCAGAGAUCGGGGCUCAACCUGCUUCAACAUCAUCCAUACCCCUUGCUUUGAAUUCAUCCCAGAGGAAGAGUGUGUGGAGCGGAUCUGGUACAGCUGGUGCAAAGGCUACAGGCCUCUCUCUGUGGCAGUAAUCCACCAUCCCAUUCAUCAUGUGUGUAGGACAGAUAACCUACACGAGAAGGAGGAUGAAGAGGAUGAAGAGGAGGAGGAAGAGACCCCACCUUCCAUCCCAACUCAGUUGUGCCCCACUGCCAUACCUACUGACCCAGACAUCGGGUCGGUCACCAGGACUCCCGACUCAGCAGCGCCCAUCACCAUCUGGCGUUCUGAGAGCCCCACAGAAAAGAGUCAGGAGGGCAAGGCCAUCAAGAAGGUAAAAAAGAAAAAGGAGAAGGAGAAAGACAAUGAGGAUGAGAUAGUGGAUGAAAAGGCAAAGGUGAAGAAAAAGGUCAAGGGCAAGAUAAUUAAGAAGAAAAGCCCGGCAAAAUCGGAGUCUUCCCCUCCAGACUUGAGCCGAUCACUAAGCCCAAGAGAGCUAGUCAGGACGUCAGAGUCCAGCCCAGAAAGUCGGGGAGAGCUGGAGAGUGAGGACAGUUAUGAACGGGGUAAAAAGGAGCCCUCCAGCGAAGACAUUGUGGAGUCAUCACCCAAGAAGAGAGAGAAGAGCACCUCCCAGGCCAAAAAGAAUGGGACAAAGACCUUACAAACCAGGAAAACGAGCAAGAGAAAAUCUCCCCCAGUGUCCAACCCCAAUCUCAGCUGAGGCCAGGGCAACCAGAGUGAAUAAAUCAAGCCUGUAACUGACCCCUACUGCUAUUCUCUCUCCCUCCAACAGGGCCUCUUCUUGUGGGAGGUGGCUGGCUCUGGGCCUACUAGAGCCAAGGGGCCAGGGGUCAGGGGAUACUCAGGGGCAAUCCUGCUUUCAAGGAGGAAGUCUAUGUCUACGGGAAGUUAGGUAGGAGGGAGAGAGAACCCUCCUAGGACCAGGUGGCAGAAUCAUCUGGAGAGGAAAUGGGGUGUGGGAGACCAGCCCUGUGUGUGAACACCCACUCUGUAGUGGGCAGCACUGUGCAGCACCACCUUCAAUAAACUGGACCUGCCACUCACUCGGCCUGCCUUUCCCUCCUCGAGUGGCCCAAGGGGUGGGCUGUGGCACCAUGGAGGACAUGACCUUCCCAGCUGGUGCAGUCCCAGCCCUUCCCACCCUUGCAGCAGAUAGACCUGUUAUGCUGGAGAAAGUAAAGCGUUCUCACAGCAGGCCAGCCCUUUCCCACCAACACAACAAAAGACGAAGAAAAGCGGGUAUGAGCUCAAAUGCAGGCAGCAGUGGCGGCCCAAGCAGAGACAAAGGGGGAGGCUUUACUCUCCCACACUGAAUCACCAGGAGAUGAAGCCUGUGUGAAGAACAGGGAAAUCAGACACGCAGACUAAAGACUGCGGAAGGAAGCAGAGCCAGGGGGCUGGCUGAUCCUGAGCCAGGGGGGGCGAGGGUGGGAAACAGCCCUCUCCCAUGGCCUGUGUGUCUGAGGGUGAGCAGGUGAGGGGCCCAUUCUGGGCAGAGAACUGACUUCUCAGCGGCUGUCAGAGACCAAGCUGGGAAAUGAAGGGGUGCCCAGGGGCUCACAGGGUUACUUUUCUCCACUGUGUGAGAAGAUGAGAACACCACAAUAGUUUGGUGGCCCUGGCCCAGCAUUUCCUAUUGCCCUGUGUGUGUCAUCACCUCUUGGUCACAGAUGGGACAGCCAAGCUAAGACAAGCAGCUGCUGGAGAGACAGCCCAGCAGUCAGGAGCACUUCCUGCUCUGGCAGAAUACCUGAGUUCCCAAUACCCAUGCACGGUGGCUCAGAGCCGCCUCUCACUCCAGCUUCAAGGGAGCCAAAGCCCUCUUUUGGUCUUCUGUGAAUACACCCACACAUGCACAUGCAUAAUUAAAAUUAACCAGGGGUGGUGGUGCACACCUUUAAUCCCAGCACUCAGGAGGCAGAGGCAGGUGAUCUCUGAGUUUGAAGUCAGCCUGGUCUACAGAGUGAGUUCUAGGACAGUCAGGGCUACACAAAGAGAGACCCUGUCUCGAAAAACCAAAAACCAAGAAAAACAAACCAGAAAACCCUUAAGCACACGUGUGUCACUCCUGCAAUUCUAGCAUUCAGGAGGCAGAAGCAGGAUUACUGUAACUCCAAGGCCAGCCUGGGCUAGAGACUCCACCUCAACACAGCUAACAAAAGAUGUAAGAAGUCCACACAGGGUCAUGGGGCUCAGAGCAGGGAGGUGA
Peromyscus californicus insignis is the source of this 6930-nucleotide messenger RNA. It is a transcript of the gene Proca1, whose product is annotated as protein interacting with cyclin A1. Gene Ontology annotation, biological process: arachidonate secretion; phospholipid metabolic process. Gene Ontology annotation, molecular function: A2-type glycerophospholipase activity. The transcript is spliced from 5 exons. Bases 4288 to 5421 code for a protein of 377 amino acids. NCBI's taxonomy places the organism in Eukaryota, Metazoa, Chordata, Mammalia, Rodentia, Cricetidae. The record is from RefSeq and is a predicted model, not a curated record.